AAAUAAUUUUAUUGGGGUAUUUUUGACUAUAUUUCACUUUGUUAUUAAUAAGCUGAAAAAUCUGAUUCUAUAGGCUAAUUAGAAUCCUAUUAGAGAUGCAGACAGUCACGUGUACUGAAAGUAAACACCCCUACGUCAGCAAAUUAGGCAGAAAAUGUAACUAAAACUCUCUAUACAAUCGCAAUGCCGACAUUCCUGACUCCAGGACGGCAUGGGUACAGUGUGCGGUUCUCGCGCACCAGGCCUGACGCGCUCGCAGUCGCCACUAGUCAGUAUUACGGGCUUGCUGGUGGAGGAACACUGUUCUUUCUAGAACUAGCUCCUGAUGGUACUACCUUAUUGGAGUUACAGAAGUUGGAGUGGAGCGAUGGACUAUUUGAUGUGACAUGGUCGGGCACAUCAGACGGUGCGGCGGCAUGCGGCGCAGGCGAUGGCGCAGUGGUCGUAUGGCGCGUGGGCGUGUCCGCGCCGUUGCGCGUGUUCCGCGGACACAGCGGCGAGGUAUGCAGCGUGGACUGGCCUAGGGCGCAUCUGCUCAGCGCCAGCUGGGACACCACCGUGCGACUGUGGGACCCGGACCGCGAAGCGUGUCUCAGCACUUUCGCAGGUCACUCGCAGCUGGUCUACACGGCAGUAUUUUCCCCCCAUUCACCGGCUACGUUCGCAUCGGUAUCUGGCGACGGCCACCUCAAGCUGUGGUCGUGUACUGAGCCAUCCCGACCCGCGGCGGUCGUCAAAGCACACGAGGCUGAGGUGCUGUCGUGCGACUGGAGUCGCGCGGAGACGCACGCGCUGGCCACUGCUGGCUCGGACGGGCUGGUGCGCGGCUGGGACCUGCGCCGGCUCACGGCGCCCAUGUUCACGCUCAAGGGUUGCGAAUGCGCUGUUAGAAGAGUCCAAUUUUCGCCGCACGCGCCUUCUGUCAUCGCGGCAGUGUCUUAUGAUUUCACAACGAGGAUAUGGGACCUGAAGCGCGGCUGCGAGCCCCUGGAGACGAUCAGGCACCACUCAGAGUUCACAUACGGCCUGGACUGGAACGCGCUGCGGCCGCCGCAGAUCGCUGACUGUGGCUGGGACUCGCUGGUGCACGUAUUCACGCCAAGGUGCCUUGCCUGAGCAGGUUACAUAAAAACAGAUCUAGUGUCAAAAGGCUGUGUGAGAUGCAAAGCAGUGCCAAGCGUUACGCACUUGUGAGUGCCAAAACACGAAUUUUAUUACAUUGGUGCAUUGGUAUGAAACUGUACGGGAUACAAACAGGGAUUUUAUAACGUGGUAAUUGAUGUAAUAACAAUAUUUGAAGGGUCAGUGCAAGAAUUUGCAACUCCGCAUCGAGUUGUUCAAUACGCGCCCUCGUAAUACCCUAUUCUAAGGAAUAUGAGGUGCGCUUUUGGUUCGUACUGAAAUUCAUUAUAAAACAAUUAAAAGUGCAUCUUGAAGCGUUCACAUAAGAUUGAAAUAUGUAGUGAUCCGAGCACAUGUAAUGACAAAUUUGCAAGAUUACUAAGUUUGAUACAUUGACUAAAAAUUUGAUGUCAUUAAUACAAUGUUAAGAAUAACUUGUUUUUACCAAAAUGUGGGGCUUAAAGAUUCUUCCGCUUCUCCCUACCAUGUUUAACUAUCUAUGUGUAAAAUAAUUAGAUCUAUCUGUAGGCGGAUUUACACUUGGUCGACAGGUCGCAUUCGCUUGCCUGCCGAAGACUGCAACCUAUUCAGUGUAAACAUAAUUGACCACCGUAGUUCGCAGCCGAAAUCGACCGAGUCGACGAGGUGUAAACACUCGCGCCAUUCGAUUAAGCAAGUUUCAACGUGGCGGCUCCGUUCCACCACGAUAAUAAUAAUUAUAAAGACAUAUUGAAAAUUGUGUAAACUACGCAUUGAAUAUCAGUUGAAUUAUACUUUAAGCAAGAGACUGGAGUUAGGUAACAAGUUUACUUAUAGGUUACUGAUCUCCAGCCUGCCAUCCAUUACACUUUUUUUAAUGAACCUAACUGCACUAUAUAGUGAAUGAUACACGUGCUGAGGACCGGAGUAUAUCCGGAUACCCGAUCACGUUUCGAACUUGUAUUUACGAGUAUAAUGAUUUGAUUUCGGCGAAGGCGGCAAUCGACUCGGUGUAAAUAACGCGUCGACCGCGCCGCUUUCGUCAGCCGAAUUAGCUCGCCGAGAAGGUAGCAAUUUACUUGGUGUAAACAGCUAGUCGAAUGCGCACUCUUCAGCAACUUGAAGUAGUCUGCCGAAGGCGGCAGUCGAUCCUGUGUAAACAUGCCUUAUCGGUGACGAAGAGUUGAUAUUCUUAGAAACCGCGUCAAAAAUUUCAACGUAAAGGCGUUUGUGCAACUAUCUACAUAAUAUCGAUUAACACCAAUAUAAAAUAAUAUUGUAAUCACUCGGC
This is a messenger RNA of Hyposmocoma kahamanoa, 2392 nucleotides long. It is a transcript of the gene Pex7, whose product is annotated as peroxisomal targeting signal 2 receptor. Gene Ontology annotation, cellular component: cytosol; peroxisomal matrix. The coding region runs from base 184 to 1116 and encodes 310 amino acids. The transcript is spliced from 8 exons. The record is from RefSeq and is a predicted model, not a curated record. Gene Ontology annotation, biological process: protein import into peroxisome matrix. Gene Ontology annotation, molecular function: protein binding. NCBI's taxonomy places the organism in Eukaryota, Metazoa, Arthropoda, Insecta, Lepidoptera, Cosmopterigidae.